CUGGCACGCAGUGUGGUGGCAGCAGGUGUGGCCUUGAAAUGCAGAACGACGCUGGCAAGUUCAUGGACCUGUACAUGCCACGGAACGCCAGCAACCACGUCAUCGGUGCCAAGGACCAUGCAUCCAUCCAGAUGAACGUGGCCGAGGUUGACAAGGUCACAGGCAGGUUUAACGGCCAGUUUAAAACUUACGCUAUCUGUGGGGCCAUAUGUAGGACGGGUGAGUCAGAUGAUUACAUUCCCUGAUUGGCCAAGGCUGAUGGCAUUGUCUCAAAGAAAUUUUGACUGGAGAGAAUCGCAGAUGUGGAGUAUUUGUCAUAAAUAAAUAGUGAAAACCUAAAAAAAAAAAAAAAAAAAAA
Molecule: messenger RNA, 358 nt
Organism: Saimiri boliviensis boliviensis (Bolivian squirrel monkey)
Lineage: Eukaryota; Metazoa; Chordata; Mammalia; Primates; Cebidae
Product: small ribosomal subunit protein eS21-like
Biological process (GO): translation
Cellular component (GO): ribosome
Molecular function (GO): structural constituent of ribosome
Source: RefSeq, a predicted model, not a curated record